Messenger RNA from Besnoitia besnoiti, 4203 nucleotides. RefSeq names its product RIC1 protein. Gene Ontology annotation, biological process: retrograde transport, endosome to Golgi; intracellular protein transport. The record is from RefSeq and is a predicted model, not a curated record. NCBI's taxonomy places the organism in Eukaryota, Apicomplexa, Conoidasida, Eucoccidiorida, Sarcocystidae. Gene Ontology annotation, cellular component: Ric1-Rgp1 guanyl-nucleotide exchange factor complex; cytosol; Golgi membrane. The transcript has 3 exons. The coding region runs from base 1 to 4203 and encodes 1400 amino acids.
AUGCAGGGUCAGUCAGGCAAGGACGCGGCGCAGUCGGCUGGGGCUACAAGUUCUGUACGAUUUGAUCUCCAGGAAGCUGCGAAACUGCAGUGGGCAAAUCCGCUUGGCCUGGAAGAUGCGAGGGGUGGACCUCUUGAGGAGGAAGACGGAGAGUGGGAGCACCAGCGUGUGCAGGGGGGGUGUUCACCGGGGUACCUGCGAAAGCAGGGCGAGGAACGAAGACACGCAUCAGAAUUGAACGUCUCCGGUUCGACUUCGACGGGAAGCUGCGGAGCGAGGUCUUCCCGUCUCAGCGCUGGCGGGAUAUACACUGGGCGAGCUGUUGCAGCUGGCUCAGAGCGCGAGUCGGCCGCAGGCGGCUUCCUGGAUGUCGAGUGCUGCUACGCCCUUCUCCUCCCUAUUGAGCAGAAACCGGAGCCUCUUUUGAUUGCAGGCGUCCUUGCCCCGCUCGGCGUCGUUGUCGCGUGCUCACCCUCGCGCGUCGCCGUGAGGCGCGCGUCCCUGCCGCCGCCUACCGCCGCGGAGUGUGCAGAGCGCAGAGGCCGUCAGCGUCUCCGCGCGCCCUGCAUCAACCUCCGGUUGCAACUGCAGCCUUCUCUGCACCCUCUGCUUACGCGUCUUCUAGCUGUUUCGGCCGCCGAUCGCUCCUUCGUCCACGCACACCCGCCUCUCUCCGGCGUCGCGUUUCCGGCGCGUCGGGCGGCGGGGCCUGGGCCUUCGGUUGGACGCCUGUCUCCGCGCCCGGCAAGCGGGCACCAGUCUCCUUUCCCUUCGCCGUCACCAGUCGGCGCGCUGGCGUGCGGGGUGGGUUUGCGGGCUCACGAGACGGCAGCCGAGCUUCUCUUUCAGAUCCGCGCGUCACCGUUCUUCACGCACCUCGUCGAGCUCGCGCUCUACGAACUUUUUGAGCGCUUUCUGUCCGGCUUCAAACGCGAGUUGCGCGCCCUCGCGCCGUUCAAAGCCAGCCGGAGUGCCCAGACGCCGCCCGCGAAUGGGCUCGCCCAGGCCGGGGUCGCAGGCGCCAGUCCGCAGCGAGACGCGAACGGGGAGUGUCGCAGCGGAGUCUCAGGGGUCUCUGCUUCGUCCACGCUUCCGCACCAGAAGAGAGGCUCCAUGGAGAGCGAGAACGUCGGCGAUCCGACAGAGGGCUGGGCGGCGGCGGCUGGCGCAGCACUCAUGCGCCACCGAGAGGAGGGGUUGCAGAGGAGAGAAAUCGGUUUGCAGUCAUCUCGGUUCUCCCCGUCUGCGUGCUCGGGGCCUUGCUCUGCGGAGCAGAAAGGCGCGAAUCGUAAUGAUUCCGGGAAAGAAACCAGGCAACAAAGACUCCCGCGCGCCCCCUCCCCACCGGCGAAGGCCUAUGUGCUCAGUUUGCCGCAGGCGCAGGUGUCUACGGAGAACGAGGAAGCGCGGCGAAGGCGCCACCAGGGGGGGGCAGCGCCGCAGCAAACCUCGCGCGUGUUGCAGCGGACGAACAGAGGAGACUGGGAGGAUGCAGAGAGGGCCAGAGAGGCUGGUAAAGAAAUGGCGUCGCAGAGGAAACUCGCGGCGAGCGAUGGACGAGAACUAGCCCAACCAGGAAGCGAGGAAGCGAUGGGGCCGCGCAGAUCGCGCGACGCACGGAAAAAGGACCGAGACAGGGAUGAAUUCGGCAAGGCGUCCGCAAGAUACGAGGAUAGUCAUGGCGGCGCGAAGCAGGCUUACGGCAUUGCAGAGGCGGAGAGACGUGCGUGUGCGCUCUUCAGUCUCGAUCGCCUUUUGCGAGCUGAAGACGUCUCUGAAGCCUUUUCUCUCGUGGCUCCACGAGCGCAUCCGUACCGCGUGCCGGUCCCCUCUCAGUUGUCUUCCGGUCCCUCUCUCUCGCCUUCAUCUGGCUCAGAUGUCCCGCUUCCUUCGUCUGCAUCCUCUCGCUCCGUGGCUCGCGCUGGGUCACAUGGAGCAUUGUCUCCCCAUCCCGCUGCGUCCUCGCCUUCUGCCGAGCUGUCGCUGCAGCAGCGGUUUGCUGUAGCCCAGGAAGCGCUGACCGCGCUGCCGGGCGGGGCGGCUUUGUAUCUUUUUCUCCAUCUUCUUUCGCGGCAUAGUCCCUCGACGCUCGCCAAGACUGUCGCGUCGUGUGUGCGGAAGACCGAGCCAACGCUCGCGCCUCUCGUUCUCUUCCCUCUCCUGGGCUCGCCGCCAGCAACUUACUUCGAGGACGCGAUGAAGCGCCAGCUGCUUCACACCGCUUCCAUCUAUCUGCUGGUGCUGCAAAACACUGAAGGAUGUUUAGUCGUUCGGCAGAAACGCGCGUUGCCUCUUCUUCGAGCGGCGCUGCGGCUCGGCGUCGCAGGCCUCGCGCGGAAGCUCGUGCGCUUCGUGCUCGCGCUCCUGGUUGCCUAUCCGGCGCGGAAGAGGGCGGAAAACAGCGCGUGCGAGGCGACCGGGGAUCCGACUGAAAGUGCGAAGGCUCGGCAGGCGUCUGUGCAUGCGCUACGGGAAGGAAACUGCGAAGAGGAUAUCGUCGUGCCGUGGUCGGGAGCAGGAGGGGCCCCCGCACUGUGGGCUCCGCCGGCGCUGUUUCAGGAGCGAAGACGAAGCAGGUCGCACGCAGCGAGGAGUCGCGCAGAAGAGAAACCUGCGCGAGAAGGCGAGCAGCUCCACUCUCAAGUGGAAGAGGAGGAGGGCUCCCGAAGAGCCCAGAAAGCGAAGCACGGCCAGCGUGCGGAGGAACGCGCGGAGAGACAAGCCGACGCAAAAGCAGACGAAGAGAGGGCCAUCUUUCAGCUUUACCGAGAUGUUGUGGCAAUCGUUGAGGACUGUCUUUUGAGUUCGCUGGUUCAUCUGCAGUGGCUCCGCGUUUUUCAGUUGACAAGUGUCCUCGCGCUCGAUCUGCCUGCUUGGCUCUUUCGCCUCCGCCCUCAUAUCUGUCGCGUCUUUUCGCUUGACGGGCCGUGCGGAUUGCUUCCGUCUCCGGAGUCCGCCCCGGUGGUGUCGCCCUGUUGUUCGCACUCGCAGUGCCUAUUUCUGCAGGACGACCCAGCAGUGCCGUUUGAGCGCGUUGUCUUGUCGCUUGUAAGCCAGCUCGGUCUCAGCGCUCGGGGCUUCGCGUCUCGCUCGAUCUGGUCUGCCGCGCAGUGGCGAGCUUGCCUUCUGGGCUCUCGUUCGUUGCCGUCCCUCUGUCGUACGACGGAGAUGGGUCGCCUACACCAAGGCUCUCUUCUUGCGCGUACGUCUUCUCGCGCCUCGUCUCAUUUCGGGGUCGACGCGUCGCUUGCUAUUUCAGAUUCGGCAGAGGCGGCCCCGGCUCCGACUGCUUGUCGAGAGGGAACGGAUCUGCAGUCAGAAGAGGCUGACGCCCGAGUUCUUGCUGCGUCGCCUUCCGCAUGCGAGUGGAAGCGGGGCAGUUACGCAGCCGUCUCUGGGGCGUGGGUUCACCUGCCUAGCGUGAGGGGGCUCACUCCUUCGCCUGCUCCGGCCUCGCCGUUUCCGCCCCCGACGUUUCGUGAGUUUAGGGCCUGCACUCAGCGUCCUCAUGCCGGUCUGCAUGCGCAAGUGUCUCCACCUUCUUCCUCUGUGCCUCUGCCUCUUCCCGAUGGGUGGUUCACACACAAGCAGGUCUACAGGGGUCGCCUCGCUAGCUCCUUUAGUCCGCGGACGAACGCGAGGGCGGGGGCGCCGUCGCCUCCGGCGGGGCUGCCACAGAGACUUGGGAGGCGGGUGCAGCCGAACUUCGUGUCGGGGAGCGAGGGCGAGUACAGUCUCAGGGCGGCGACGGAAAGUCUGACGGCUUUCUUUCUCCACGUCUUCGUCAGAGCCGACCUGCCUGUGCUGGCGUUGGCGCUCCUCGUGGCCGCAGGCGACCGCGAGGGAGUGAGGAGAAUUCUUUCUCUCUCGCCGUCGUUGCGACUGCGCAUUCAGAUGAAGCAAGAGGAAAGCAACGGGCGCGUCUCGGCUUCCGCGGACACGACCGCUCAGCAGCCGAGCAAGGCAGCGGCGCUAGAAAGCGGGCAUCCUGGAGGACGCAGUCGAGAAGACGCGAAGACUGCAGGAGGGGGUGCAGUGCGCAGGAAGCAAAACCGAGACGCCGGCGGGUGGGCAGCAAUGUCUCGCUCCUUGCGAGAGCUGCUUUUCGUCAUGGCUGAGCAAGCGGCAGAAAGCGGGGCGCCGACUGGAGAACGGAUAGAGCCACCUGCCGGGAGAAACGGUGAAAGAAUCCGUAAAACGUAA